UUACGUCACGUGACGUACCCGGAACUGGAGCCACGUCGUCAAUGGGGAGUGUCACUACUACAAGAAAGAGGAAGUUCUGCACACUGCUCUGCUUCACAAAUCUCCACAUAAAUAAAGUACAAGAUGGCUCAGUUUGAGGAGGUGUCAAAGCAGUCCAUCCUGCAUCCAAAGCCUGCAGGUUUGGCUUUGCAGUAUGGAACAGCCGGCUUCAGAAGCAAUUCCAUACAUUUGGACCACAUAAUGUUCCGAAUGGGCCUGCUGGCAGUGCUGCGCUCCAAGAAAACUAAAAGUACCAUUGGAAUCAUGGUUACUGCGUCACACAACCCUGAGGAAGAUAAUGGGGUGAAGCUGGUCGACCCCAUGGGGGAAAUGUUGGCUGCAACAUGGGAGAGCUACGCCACCAUGCUGGCUAAUGCAGAACAAGAAGAGUUAAUCUCAGCCUUAAAUGAGAUCAUAGAAAAGGAAGGGAUUGACAAGAGCCAGGAGGCUUCUGUGUUUGUUGGAAAGGACACCAGGAGCAGUAGUGCCAGUCUUUCACAAGCAGUUUUGGAUGGAGUUCAUGCUCUUGGUGGUCACAGCAAAGAUUAUGGCUUGGUAACCACCCCACAACUGCACUACAUGGUCUGCUGUAAAAACACACAGGGGAAAUAUGGAGAUGCUACAGUGGAAGGAUAUUACAAAAAGCUCUGCCAAGCUUUCACGCAGCUCGUCGGAAAUGCAUCCAACUGCACAGAUGACCAGAAGCACCUCUGUGUAGAUGGUGCAAAUGGCAUAGGCGCUUUGAAGCUGCGCGAGAUGAUAAGUCACCUCAACAAGGGUCUGCAAGUGACCAUUUUUAAUGACGGCAGCAAAGGAAAGCUAAACCACCAGUGUGGAGCCGACUUUGUUAAAGUGCAGCAAAAAACCCCUACAGGCAUUCAGGUUAACCCCGGAGAUCGCUGCUGUUCCUUUGACGGGGAUGCUGACCGAAUUGUUUAUUACUUCGCUGAUUCCCAGCAAGUUUUUCACCUUUUGGACGGAGACAAGAUUGCGACUCUCAUCAGUACUUUUCUGAAAGAGCUGCUCAUUCAGGCAGGUUUGAACUUGAAGAUAGCUGUGGUGCAAACUGCCUAUGCAAAUGGGAGCUCAACAGAUUACCUGGAGAACACGAUGAAUGUAACAGUAAGAUGCACUAAGACAGGAGUGAAACAUCUUCAUCAUGCGGCCCUGGAGUUUGAUGUUGGUGUUUACUUUGAGGCAAAUGGUCAUGGGACUGUGCUGUUUAGCAAGGCAGCUGAGGACAAAAUCCAGCAGCUGGCUCAGGACAGCAGGAUCGAUGACGAGAGGAAGAGAGCAGCUCUCAUGCUGCAAAGUACCAUCAACGUCAUCAACCAGACAGUUGGAGAUGCUCUUUCUGACAUGCUGCUAAUCGAGGCCAUAUUAGCCAUCAAAGGAAUGACAGUGGAGCAGUGGGACAGGAUCUACACAGACCUGCCAAACAGGCAACUCAAAGUCAAGGUGUCUGACCGCAGAGUAAUAGACACAACAGAUGCUGAGAGAAGGGCAGUGAGCCCAGCAGGCCUCCAAGAAGCCAUCGACAACCUAGUGAAGACGUACAGAAAGGCUCGCUCUUUUGUCAGGCCGUCUGGGACGGAGGAUGUGGUGAGAGUCUACGCAGAGGCAGACACACAGGAGAGUGCUGACGCUCUGGCUCAUGAGGUCAGCCUUGCAGUUUAUCGCCUAGCGGGUGGAGUCGGCGAGGAACCCAAACCACUUCAUUAAAAGUGCAAUUGUCAACCUAAAGAUGCAGUAUUUUUAAAGAACAGUGCUGGUAAUAAUCUAAAAAUGCAAAUUUUUAGGGUUUUUUCUGGGAAGUACUAAAUUACUUUGAAAUAUUUAUUUGCACUUAAAACUCUAACUGUGAUUAUGAGGGAUUACGCUGGAAGAUAAGAUUUGUUUGUGCCUAAGUUUGACUUAAUGUGACGGAAAUAAACAUUAUGACCUAUAAUGUCAGAUUUCUAUACUGUUUAGGGUAACAAUGAUCUGUAUUUUCUUUAACUGUAUUGUUUUUACUAAAUCAACCCAAUACUGUAAGCCAUUUUUUCUAAGAUAAUAAUGAAAUAUCAGUUUACAUGAAAGUUAAUAGCUCCUUCAAAUUUUAGAAAUAAAAUAUGAAAAGAAAAGAAUGUGGUUUUAUUAUUUCAGUGAUGCACCACAUAAUAAAAAUCCCAACUAUG
Molecule: messenger RNA, 2216 nt
Organism: Oryzias latipes (Japanese medaka)
Lineage: Eukaryota; Metazoa; Chordata; Actinopteri; Beloniformes; Adrianichthyidae
Gene: pgm3
Product: phosphoglucomutase 3
Biological process (GO): hemopoiesis; carbohydrate metabolic process; UDP-N-acetylglucosamine biosynthetic process
Molecular function (GO): magnesium ion binding; phosphoacetylglucosamine mutase activity
Source: RefSeq, a predicted model, not a curated record